AUGUAUGCACCAGGCACCCAAGAGUUUGAUCUUUUCCCCCGGCAGGCAGGCACGGCUUGUAUGAAGCCAAGUCUGUCGCAGCUUCCUAAUAGCUCCUGUUACGGGAUGGAUUGGCCAUGCAAACGGAGAGCAAACCAGCUUAGAGUUUCCUGGCACUGGGUCUGUCAUUGCUGGCCCACCGCCUCCGGAGGAAUAAAUGUCAGCAAGCCAGCAAGCAAGUCACCACCACCGGCCUGUCAACGAGGGUUACCUGACGAUCAAAAUCCAAUUUGCGCCUGUUUUGACAAGCACCCACCGGUGCGAUCGUCUACUGCUCACCCACUUUGUCGGGACCUUACUAUCGGACCAGUCCCUUACCACCCGAGUCGUGCUCGCGCGUCUGUCGGCGCUUCCGUGGGUGGACUCGCCGGGCAACAAGAAGAUAGCUCAGAUUCACAGCCCCAACAGAAAGCUCCGCUUCUGCCUUCUUUCAACCCGAUCGACCAUCCCCGGGGGAUCCCUGCUGGCACAUUGGAGCAAAGACUUUCUGCACGGAUCCCGACGGAGCCUGACUGGAACCGUCGACCGGUCCAGUGGAAGACCUCGAAUCUAGACAUCGAAGCUGCCUUGCUGACAGGCACACUGGUACAGAGGAAAGUUGACGCGGCGCACAGUCCUCUUCUUGGGCAUCUGGUCGUCAUGCGGUUCCGUCUACUCGUCACAGGCCACCACGGGCUGCGCUGUCCUCUACUGGGUUCUAUUGGGUUGGAAAUAGGUCACCGGUGCGGCCGGGAUGGAUCGUUGACGACUAAAAGCCCGAGGGAAGUGUCGGAAGAGGAUAAGAGAGGGGAGGGGAGCUACUGUGAAAAGGCGCGCGCAUAUGGGCCGCAGAGCUCGGACCGCUUGCCGGGUCGAGCGCAUACCCGAUUCGAUGUGUAG
Molecule: messenger RNA, 918 nt
Organism: Aspergillus vadensis CBS 113365
Lineage: Eukaryota; Fungi; Ascomycota; Eurotiomycetes; Eurotiales; Aspergillaceae
Exons: 10
Coding region: 1-918 (305 amino acids)
Source: RefSeq, a predicted model, not a curated record